AACUCGUUCUUCCUGGAGCGCUUCACGAACAAUCUCUCUCUCGCUCUCUCGAUAGGAGAAACUUGUGAUUUUCUCGGUGUUGGAGCAAUGGCGUCAAAUCUCCUGAAAGCCCUAAUCCGAUCGCAGAUUCUUCCAUCUUCGAGGAGGAAUUUUAGUGUGGCGACCACACAACUCGGCAUUCCAACAGACGAUCUAGUCGGCAAUCACACCGCCAAAUGGAUGCAGGAUAGAAGCAAGAAAUCACCUAUGGAACUGAUCAGUGAGGUUCCACCUAUCAAAGUUGAUGGAAGGAUUGCUGCUUGUGAAGGAGACACCAAUCCGGCCCUGGGUCAUCCAAUCGAGUUCAUAUGCCUCGACCUAGAUGAGCCUGCGAUCUGCAAGUACUGCGGCCUUCGCUAUGUUCAAGAUCAUCACCACUAAGCCAAAUUCUGAAAGUUAAUGUCUGGUCUCUUUCCCUUUUUAAUUGCAUUUUUAUGUUUGUGUAUUGUUUUUAUGGUGCCUCGACAUCUUCAGCUAUAAUAUCUAAUAAAGGAUUCGAUCAAAGUCUGGUAAGUUUGGUAUUGUUUGAUCUCACUUGAGCACUCGUCAUGUUGUAACAUCCAAUAUCUGAUAUCACUGUCUUUUCAAUGCUAUUGAGCUCGAAAAAAAGCUUGGGGUUUGCUA
Molecule: messenger RNA, 663 nt
Organism: Arabidopsis lyrata subsp. lyrata
Lineage: Eukaryota; Viridiplantae; Streptophyta; Magnoliopsida; Brassicales; Brassicaceae
Product: NADH dehydrogenase [ubiquinone] iron-sulfur protein 6, mitochondrial
Exons: 3
Coding region: 88-420 (110 amino acids)
Biological process (GO): mitochondrial electron transport, NADH to ubiquinone
Source: RefSeq, a predicted model, not a curated record